AUGACCAGACUGUUGAACGCUGUUACUUUGCUUGGUGCAGGCACACAAGGCUCGCGCCUUGCCUACAUGUGGUCGCGCCUAGGAAGACCAGUCUACCUUGUCGACAAAACCCCAACCCAGCUUAAUCUAGCAUUAGCUACCGUCCAGAGACUACGAGCGAGCAACCCACCCAGCGAGGAAGGAAAGGUGAUCAGUCUCACUGCAGAUGAUCUAGACAAAGCACUCCAUAAUUCCUGGCUAGCUAUCGAGUGUGUCUCAGAGGACCUAGAGUGCAAGCGACCCGUGAUGGCGGAGCUCGAUAGGAAGUCCGACCCCGAGACAAUAAUUGCGUCGAAUUCGAGCAGUUACUCUAUUUCAGAGAUCUGCAAAGGACUCAAUCUGAAGGCGGAGGACAGAUUCGUCAAUCUGCAUUCAUUUUGGCCACCCGGGACACAAGCGGUCGAAAUCAUGGGUUCUAGCCAAACCAGAGCUGAUAUUAUCCCUCUUCUCAUGAGAGAAACCCAAGAUCAUGGGUUCCACCCCUUUCAUGUCCGCAAAUCCUCUAACGGGUACACCUUCAAUCAUCAUCAACGGGAGGCCCUUUAUGUCUUGGAAAUGGACAUCGCCGCUGGGCAUUGA
This is a messenger RNA of Aspergillus ibericus CBS 121593, 618 nucleotides long. RefSeq names its product NAD(P)-binding protein. The record is from RefSeq and is a predicted model, not a curated record. Gene Ontology annotation, biological process: fatty acid metabolic process. NCBI's taxonomy places the organism in Eukaryota, Fungi, Ascomycota, Eurotiomycetes, Eurotiales, Aspergillaceae. Gene Ontology annotation, molecular function: NAD+ binding. The transcript is spliced from 6 exons. The coding region runs from base 1 to 618 and encodes 205 amino acids.